Stylophora pistillata is the source of this 7259-nucleotide messenger RNA. RefSeq lists its product as uncharacterized. The record is from RefSeq and is a predicted model, not a curated record. NCBI's taxonomy places the organism in Eukaryota, Metazoa, Cnidaria, Anthozoa, Scleractinia, Pocilloporidae.
UCCACGAAGUGAUAGGCCAGUGAGUGUUUCACACAAGAGAUGUUUCACAUUUUGUGCCCCAUUUGAACGGAUAGUACCUGUCAAAGUUGGGUGAAUGUAAAUUGUCUUAAAAAAUUCCUGUAUUUUUGAUUCACGAUUAUCGGAAAGUAGAGCUCAUUUUUCUCAGAGAAUUAAAAGAGGAUUUUUCUAAGAAUUUAACAGUUGGAGAGCUUACUCGAGAGCCAGUUUCAGUACUCAUUCUAGCGACGAAAACGUUCACCUCUACUUAGAAGGAGAAAUCACCUACGGAAAUUGUGAAUCCCAUCACAUGGAUAGUACAGAAAAAGCAAGAGAUCGGGAUGAAGAGAUGAGGAAAUACCAAAAAGUUCUGUGUAUCAAGUUUGCAGGUUUUUCCAUAAUUCAGAGUGGUUUCAAAAGUCGCGCACUGUGUUAUAGCAAGAAUUGUCCCACUUCAUCUGAUGAAGAAAACGGUCCGGUCACAAAAACUCAAGAGGGAAAAGAAAACAGUGAAGGCACCCAAGUCGACUCAAUAUUAGGCAAACUCAGCACUGUCCAUUCUCCGAUGCCAGUGAUUCCGAAGCGCGGAUGCAUGAAUUUUUCCAGUUAUAUCGUACUGAUAACAAAACUACAUGAUCUUCAAGAUAAAGGGAAUUUUGUGGCACAUGACCAAAUAAUACGAGAACAGUUAGAAAGAAAGUCGCCCGAAGAUGUUGACAUGGAAGUAAGUUUACAAAUUGAGCGCGCAAUGGCCUUUUAUUUCCAGAACAAUGUCAAAGAUGCCAAAAGAAUACUAAAAUUUGUACUGAAACUGGAGCCGCAGUUGAAAAACCCGGGGAUUCUAACUGGACGAGCCUUGAAUCUUUUGACAGCGGUGUACAAGCGUCAAAGCAAAUUUGGAAAUGCCAUGAGAUGCGUCCAAGAGGCACAAAUGGCUCUUGAACUUCAGGAUUCUCGUGAAGAUAAAGCGGAAUUGUAUCAUAGUUAUGGCGCACUGCUUAACUCUUUACCUCCUGCGAAUAUAUCUCGGGACACUCGAAAAACUAAAGCUUACAAAUCUUAUGAGCUAGCAUGUCAGUACACCGUAAACAACCGAGAAUACAUUAACGUCAAAAUGGCAGCUCUGCUCCUAAAGUCCUGCUCUCAGGCAGCGAACAACAACGCCCACAUCUGUAAGGAGGACGUUAUGAAAGCAAAAAGGCACCUUGAUUUAAUUGAAGUUAGAACGGCUGAUGGCAACAUGGCGUUAGGGACACAAAUUAAGCAUCUUCUUUUGCGGUCUGAUCAGUACUGCUUUGAACAAAACAUUGCUAUGGCCAUUGAAAAGGCUGAAGAAGCGAGGGAACUUAUCCACAGAUAUCGAUUUGAACUGGAACGUGAUUCUGCCGAGAAGCGCAUUAGCCGCUUGUCUGAUAUGCGAAGGCAAGAAAAAAGAGAAUGGGUUUGUAGCGAAUGGUGUUCAAGUAGUGAAUAUCAACCUGAUAGCGAGGGUGACAGCUCAUGUCUGGAGUAAUAAACACCAGCAAUGUCGAGACCACUGCUGAGAGAGCGCGGGAAUCAGUUUGGCUACCGGUUGUAGUUUUUGCUUUCAUUGAUUUUUCACUAGUUUUUUAAUUCACUUUAAUUCACUUUAAUUCUUAAUUGAUGAUAUUUUUCUAUCACUAUCAUUGUAAAGCGCCGCUGGAUCUUUGAGAAACGUUGCGUUAUAUAAGCUCUGUAUCGUAUUUUAUUGUAUUGUAUUGUAUUGUAUUGUAUUGUAUUGUAUUGUACCGGUUAAUUUCUCUCUGUUACCGUGAACAGAAGUGUUAAAAAUGAUCAUUUGAAAGGUUAUUGAUCAAAUUUAAUUGUUCCAGAUGAUUUAUGGGCUAAAGUUAAAAAUAAUAGAGAAAAGAAACAUGGCGAAUUAUAGUACAGACGAACCUCCGGAAGAAAAAAUCAUUUUCUUGAAAAAUGCGUUAGAACCAAAAUAUCAAACUACUGCUCAGUUGCUGGGAGAGCAUGCGAAACUCUCCUCAAGCCGACGAAAACGCUUUUGUCACAAUAUCGGUCAGGAAUCACAUCACAUGCCUUAUCCUCUUCGGGCGAACAAUGAUGAAGGGAUCAUAUCUUUGAAUCAGAACCGUCUCAAACAUGAACUCGUGAUAUAAAAAUAAUUCAGUUUCUAAUUGUUUUGGGAAAAUGUGUCUUGCAUCAGCAAACUAUCCGAGGAAUCCCCAGCGUCACUUUGACCGAAUAGAAUUAAAGUCACGCAACGAUCUGAGGGUAUACGCUAUUGUUUGAUUUUAAAACUACCAAAAAAAAAACAAAAAACAAAGAGAUAUAAAUGUAGAGGUUUCAUUGUUAUAAAUUACAAGAAAAGCAAAGUAAAUUCUUAAAUCCCCGGGUUAACCAAUAAAAAAAGUUCGAAAAAAGUCCCAUCGAAGCCAAUUGAACUCGUUCACGCAUCGUAGAUGCCAGGAAACUUUUCUGUCAUCUGUGAUGGUUGACAAACCUCCAGCCAGGAAAAAUGAGUUUGCAAAGGUUUAAUAGAGAAUGAUGAGGGUAGUACCGUUGAAAUCCCUGAAAUAGUCCGUUAAAAUAGAAAAAUGCGUUUUACUGUUUCAUUCUACAUGCAUCGAGUUACUUCUUGCGUGACUACUACGAAGGUAACCCAUCGAGUAACGUUUGGCAACUUUCCUAAAACGUCUGCCUUAAUGCAUUAAAACUGAUUUUAAAUCAAUUACAGUUUCACAAUGAACUCGUGAUAAAGUAGUGACGGAUUCCAUUUCAAAAUGACUGGUAGUAAUGAGUUUCGAAUCAUGCCUAAAACUUGGGGAAUCCCCUGGGUUACGCUUGUAUAGAAGUUGAUACGCACAUGGAAUACACUCAAAUAUAUAUCCCUUGUCAUUGAAAAACUCUUAUAAUUUAAAAAGACAUGAUUUUAAAAUUCAUAUCCAUGGAAUGUAUUUUUAAUUUAGGCGAGAGCUUUACUUGUUGUUCUUUUUAAUUCCGGGAUUUUCCCAGAAAUCAGGAAUCCAAAAUAAAUUCCGUCACAUGAGUGGUCAUAUGACUAGUUUCGGUGAAUGGGUGCGUAGUAAUUUCGUAAUACGAUAUACCUUCCUUCUUUUCCAUGAAACAUCGUGUAGCAUUACCGCGUUGUAUAAAGUUCCGUUACACGGGACAUUACAACAUCAAUGUAUAUGCAUCGGAGCAAGAAACCACAAGGAAAAUACUCAGUACAGCGCGUUAAGCAAGAUUUUCCAGCGGGUAGAUUUAUAAGGUGAGAAGACUGUACAGACGAAAGUCCAGAGAGGAUUUGAUUUAUCGGGAUCACAAUUAGUGCAACAUUUGAGUUUUGUGGAAUCGAGUCCUCCAUUGACAUGUUUUCUCUGCAAACUAUCCCAUAGCACUUCAUCUCAAGUGUAAUUUUUGUUUAAAAAUCCAGUCAAAGAUACGCUAAAAAUGAAAAGCACAUCCAUUGAAUCCGUGGUGAAUUACGAUGCAAUUUCGAUACUUGGCCUCGGCCGUCAAGCGCAUGCUAGUUUUCAUUCACCAUAAAUUCUUCUAAGUUUAAAUUUCCUUUUAUGAAAGAAAAGCUCAGUAUUUAUUAUAAGAGAAAGCCAAAAAGCAGAAGGAUUAUUCUCUGUUCUUUUAGAAUGACUAGUUCUGUAAUAAGUCCAAAAUAUGUUGUCAUGUUGUCGAGCAAGAGAAAGAAGCUGCUAUUUCGGUGUUCAAGUUCGAAUUAAUAUAAAUUCCAUAUGAAAUAUACACUAGCAGUAGGCUCUCUGUCAUCUAUGUUUGCAUUCACUUGUACUGACUUUAAAAGCAAACAUACGCUGUAGUGCAUUUGAAUACGGAAAUCCAAAAAGUCCGGAAUGAAGUGCCUACAAGGGAAAGAACCUUUUCCAUCUGGUAAAAACAGAGCAUCUUUUAAAAACAUAAUUGGUAUCAUAGAUAUCCUUGUUUUGUUUCAAUACAAAAAGUCGAAGGGGCUGUGUGUUAACUGAUAUCUGAAGAUGAUUAUUUAGUAUAUUAUCUGAAGCUGACCGAAAUACGUGCUUGGACACGCAGUAUUAAAUUAAAUUUUGUUUCCGGUUGUCACAAGGUCACUUUCCUGUCACGCUAUCGAGUCUUUUCGUGAGGCCGAUCCUCCGAAAAGCGACUGGUUAUUAAACGUAGUAGUGGAAAGAGUGGAAAGAGUUUUUGCGAUGUCCUUUAUUUUUUUUUUUCCGUUAAAAUUUUAACUCUUUCCCGCCAACAGAAGAAAAAAAAUUUUCCUCUUCAAUUUCAUAUUCAAAAUCAAAACGUCCUUUACUUGUUGAGAACGAUUGUGACUAGUCUACCACAAACUGCAAAGCGCAACAAAUUGCACAUUUAACCAGAGGAGCAAUGAGCUCUACUAUUGUUCUCCAUCAACCUACUAUUUAAUGAGCUCUACUAUAAUUGUUCUUCAUCAACCUACUAAAUUUAACCUUCUAAAGUUAACAAGGCCUCCUUUAUUUCCCACUGCGUAGUAAAAUUGCAUGUAUCACUCCAUCCUCUUCUAUACAGUAUAACUGGUACCACCCAUAAUUAUUAGCAGAGAUAAAGAGAAGUGUGUCAUCAACAGAUAGUAUCUUCAAGAAAGAGGUGUGACAAUGGGAAGUUGCUGCUGCACUGCACCGCAGCACCAACCUCCUGAACAUCAUCAAAAACCACUGGUACGAAUGUGUUCAUCUGGUAACCACUUUCCCAACUUUGCUGAUAUUGGAGAUAAAGUUGUCCUUUUUGUUGAUUUCGGUAAAAACUUUAAGCCACUCCCUCGCAUAAAUCAGUAUCGUUCUUUGGGUGGAGCUACUGCAGGAUUGGUGUGGCCUGAUAUGCGUCACCAUGGUGAGGAGGAUACACAGUAUGAGAUUAAGUUUGGUGGACUCCAAGCUUUCUUGAAAAGGAUAAAACCAAAAGAUGAAGAUUGUACAAGUUACCGGUCAGAAAUAAAACUUUUAAUGACAGAUGAAGUUCUGAAAGAGCCUGGUGGGUUGGUGAAAUUUAUUAUACCAUACUGCGACAGUGAGGGAAGACCUUUAGGCGAAGUUACUGAAAAAGAUCCUGAAUAUGAUGAAAGUCACAGAGUUUACAAUCAUGCAAUAUGGGAUGAAUUAAUACAACACAAUGAGGAAAUAAGAAAUGACAUUCGACGUCGCACAUCAACAAGACUGGUUGAAGGGACAUAUGGUUCCAUGGCACAACAAAGAGUCAGGGAAUCUGUAGUUAGACAGGGAUCAAUGGAUCAAGUGGAUGCUGGAGCUGCAACAAGUGGUAGUCGAGAGCAUUUAACUGCAACAGACGAACAGGACCCUCUGCUAGAGCAGUCACCCGGUGCCAAACGUUACUGGCCAGAUUCCUGGGAGAUGUCUUGUUGGCGCCCUUGCUGUGAUUCAAUCCUACGUUCAGAAAACUGGUUUACAAGGCUCUUGGCCAUGUUUUUUGUGGCACCAUUGACCAAUGUGACUGGUUUGAGUCUGUACUAUCAACUGUACCUGGUUGAAAUAUUUCACCUAAAAUUUAAAACAAAGCUGGGACACUAUUUAUUUAUGCCACUGAUUGUUAUGAUGAUGCUAUGUUUUUUUGCCCAAUGGAGAUUUGAUCAUGGCUGCUACACAUUGGCCAACACAGAAGUGAUUGUUUUGAAUGGAGCUGCUAUCUUAGCUUACAUUCUACUUUUCUGGUAUUGUUUGUGGGGAAUUAUCCAAAGAACACCUUGUAUGGGGCUUUUCAUGAUUGUGCCUUUGGCUGUCAUGUACAUUCUUGCAAACAUCACAUUUCAAAUGGCUGUGAAGAAUUCAACAGAUGACUUGAACUGUACAGCUUGUUGGAAUCAUACAAACCACCUGUCAAACCGCAUUAAAUAUUUUAAUGCAUUUGGGCUGAUGCACUGGUACUACAAUCCUGUCUUGUGGGUGCUUAUUUUGUGCUUGUGUCAAGCAGUCUCUCAUAGCUUUGAGCCCAAGAUUCCACCACGUGUUAAUCAGACUAACCACUGGAUGAGUUGAGAUAUAAUGUGUAAGACUUAUGGUUAUCCCAAGGUAUUGAUGAUUUUCCUGGCACAAGCUAUCUUUGGAACCAUUGAUGAGCUUCUGGCAUCCCCCAGGCUUCUUCCCCUGUUGAUACUGCGAGUUUGUUUCACUCUUGGGUACAGUCCAAAGGAAUGGAAAGUAUUGAAGAUAUUGGUUAAAAAGUCAUUACAAUAUGGGGACCCAGCAUUGGACUACAUUGGCACAGGUGGGGCAAGCUCUCUUCCUAAAGAUUCAGUGAUACCUGAAGUCUCAUUGUCUACAACUGGGACAAGUGGUGAAGCUCUGGAGAACUUUGAUAACAUUGGUUACAACAUAAGGAAACUAAAGAAAAGGUUACAAGAGAUGGAGUCCACACUUACUGACAGACAACGCAAAAUACUAACUGACCCCCGCACAAUCCAUUACAGUGCUGAUGACUGGCUAAAACACUAUAUUGUGGUAAGGCACUAUGUUGCAAAGUAUGAAUUACAAGUGCACGCAUAUGGCCCAUUUCGAUCAGGAAGAGAUAACAGGGAUGCUCCAUAUGACAAUAAUCGAAUGGAGAGAGACUUUCCCCUUACUAAGUACAGCAGCUUUAGAAAUUUCUUGCAACAGGUCCGUUUUCACCUCUGGUUGAUGGAGGAUGAGUUCAUAACAAAAAGAGCUAUAUCAGCAUGUUGUGAAAAAGAAAUUUAAUCAGUCAUUUCAGAUUGAGUCUGAUCACACUUUGGUAUGGUACCUGGAUAGUAUUUUAGUUCACUUUAUGGGGAAAUUUCUUUCUGAACGUCUGCUUUGAAGUAUUUCAACUGAUAGUUAGAUUGUUUUUAACUUAGAAGAGUAAAAAGGAUUUUUAUGGGAACCCUAUAAUUUUAUACUUGUUGUGGAUCUAGACAUCAAAUUUGAUGAAAAUCUUUCUUAUCAUCACAACAUAAAAUCUAACAAAAUAAUGAUCAUAGUAGAAAUCUUAUUGAGAUGAAAGAAUAUAGUGCUAUAUAUAUAAACUAGCUAAAUUUCCUUAGUAUGUUUCCAGUGUUGAAAUUCUAAAAAACUUUCAUCUUCCAUUUUAAGUUCAUUGCAACUUGACAAUGCAAAUUCAGUCUAAGCAAUUUUAGAGCAUAGUAUGCAUCAUCUCAUUGGUCACUUCAGUUUCCCUGCAGAUGCUCUAUCAGGUAUUAUAGUUCACCACUAAAUUUUCUCCAGUUCUUAUUGGUUUAAAUCGAUCACGUGGCACGAUAGUGUUCAUCCGUG